AUGUUUGGCACCACUGGGCAGCAGCCCACGCCAACUGGGGGGGGCCUCUUUGGCGCCUCCACCCAGGGGUCGGGACAGGGAACGGGGACAAGCCUAUUCGGCAGUAGCGCCACGUCAGCAACAGCGAACGCUACUGGAGGGACUGCAGCUCCCUCAGGGGCCUCCUUGACGGGGGGCGGCUUCGGAUUGUUUGGGGGCGGAACCUCCUCAGGCACGUCAACUGGGACCGGCGGUGGGGGCCUCUUCGGGUCGUCUGCCACCCCUGCUGCCAAUUCCACUCCAAGUGGUGGCUUGUUUGGCAAGCCUUCAGCCUCUGGCACAACAGGGGCCAGCGGUGGGGGCCUCUUCGGCGGUCUCUCAACAGGUGCAGGAGCUCCCGCUGCUGCCUCGACGGGGGGAACUUCCACAACAGCAACCGGAGGAGGCCUUUUCGGGUCGAACACUGCCGCUGCUGCUGCUGCGGGAGCAGCAGGAGGAGGCCUCUUUGGGGCGUCGAAAGCCACACCCACUACGGCGUCUACGGGGGGCCUCUUUGGUACCAGCAGCGCUGGAGGGGGCCUCUUUGGCAGCAGUACCACCACUACGGGAGGGGGAGGCCUCUUCGGCAGCAGCGCCACCACUACACGAGGGGGGGGCCUUUUUGGCAGCAGUACCACCACUACGGGAGGCGGAGGCCUAUUCGGUAGCAGCACCGGAAGCAGCAGUAGCAGUAACAGCAGCUUGAAAAGGGGUAGUAUCAGCACCGCUGCCUUCGCCUCAGUAGACUGGCGUAACGCUGGCCUGCUGCCUAGACAGCCCACGCUGGAGAGUCUCGGACGGGUUCUGCAGAACCUGCCUCAGGGGGCAAGGGAAGUAGAGGUGCUGCUGCGGGAGCAGGAGAGACAGCUGGAGGGUCUCCAGGCACAAACUGAAUCUCUUAAAAAAUCUUUUAGCUCUCUUGAGGUGGGCCUCUCCGCGGAGGCGGCUCGCGUUGCUGCUGCUGGUCACCGCGUCUCGGUGAUGAAGAGACAAACAAACACGGUGCAGCCCCUCUUAGAAAGAGACAAGAGCUUUUGCGUCCAAGUUGAGCAGCUCUAUCAGCAGCUCAUACAGAACAUUGCGGUAGCCGCCGCGGGGAUGGAAGCUCGAGGUGCAGACGUGCCGUGUGCACUUCCUCUCCAGAUUCCGUGUGCUGUGUCGACUCCGUGUAUCCAGCAGCUGCUCCAGUCCAUAGAAAGGGCACGAGACAGGCUCUCUUUGCUUGAGGCGCAGCUGCAGGAACUGCGUGUCGCAGAGGAAGGCUGCGUCCCCUGUGAUGGAGUUUCCUCCUCCUCUCAUAGAGCCGAGCAUCAAGGCUCCCCGUUUGGCCCGCCAAGCUUCGGUCCCCGUAGAGCAGAUGGGGUUCUUAUCGCUGAAAUUUUAGGGGCCCAGCGCGACCUCCUUUUCAACGCAUCUAAGAGGGCGCUGGUUCUUCUGGAGGCAGCGCAGGAGGCCCAGGAGGCCCUUGACCAGGCCGGGAUCAAGCUGCUACCCGCCGCAGAAGACGAAGAGGCAGCAGAUCUUCAAGCAGCCUCAAGACCUGACGAUAGGGGCCAAACGAGUGGCGGGGGGGGCCCUCUGUUAGGGGCCUCAAGCUCCUUGUUUGGAAGCGCCCCGCAGCCGAGUACCGCCACUGGAGGCGGUCUCUUUGGCGGUGUGGGAGGAGGGGGCCUUCUGGGGAGUGGUGGGGGGGGUCAACAGGGUGGAGGUGGCAGCCUCUUUGGAGGCCUUUCAGGGGGCAGCAGUGGACUGUUUGGCAGCAAUCAACAGCAGCAGCAGCAGACUGGGGGCCUUGCGGCGGGGGGAGGUCUUUUGGCGGCUUCUACUGGUGGGGGUUUGUUCGGCGCGUCUACUGCGAGUGGCAUCGGAGGGCAGACAGGAGGCGGGACGGCGGCAGCAACGGGGGGCCUCUUCGGGGCCAGCUCAGGCUUCCAAGGUGCUUCUGGGGGUCUGUUUGGCAGCAAUCAACAGCAGCAGCAGCAACAACAACCCGCCACUGGGGGCCUCUUUGGAGCCUCCUCCACAGGGACCCAGCCUGCAGGUAGCGGCGGCCUCUUCGGAGCAUCGACAGGGGCCUCCGCCACUACACCUGGAGGAGGCGGACUCUUUGGAAACACGCAGCAGCAGACAGGUGCAACGGGUGGAGGGGGCCUCUUCGGGGCCUCAAACACCCCACAACAAGCUGCAGGAGCAGGAGGAGGCCUCUUCGGGGCCUCAAACACCCCACAACAAGCUGCAGGAGCAGGAGGAGGCCUCUUCGGGGCGUCCACCGGCGCACAAGGGGGGGGUGGCCUUUUCGGCACCUCCACAGGGAGUCAGGGCACUGGGGGGGGCCUCUUUGGCAACACGCAGCAAAUUGCGGUGGGAGGCGGUCUCUUUGGCACUAAGAAAUAG
Molecule: messenger RNA, 2412 nt
Organism: Cyclospora cayetanensis
Lineage: Eukaryota; Apicomplexa; Conoidasida; Eucoccidiorida; Eimeriidae
Product: nuclear pore complex protein Nup98-Nup96
Exons: 6
Coding region: 1-2412 (803 amino acids)
Biological process (GO): protein deubiquitination; double-strand break repair via homologous recombination
Molecular function (GO): ubiquitin binding
Source: RefSeq, a predicted model, not a curated record